AUGUUGCCGGUCUCUUGGUCUUUCACAUUCCCACUCUUCCUUUUAUCACACUUUGCGUCCACCCGUACAAUCCACAAGCAUGGCCAAACCUGCCAGAUCCUGCGCAACAUGACCUGCGAUGAUCAGUUCGCAGAUUUCCGGUGGGAUGUUUUUCAGCAUGAGACGGUGAAAAGCUUCACUACAAUAGCUACGUGUGACCAGCUACGCGACAUCAAGCGGAUCUUUCUACGAAGGUCAUUAUGCCUACCAUGCAGCAAACUAUUCGACUCGGGCGAACUGGAAGAAAGAAUGAAGAAACUCUGGCAACGCGUCUACUGCAGUGGAUGCAAAACCGAACACCCAGAACUUCUUUUCCGUCAAGGUGAUAGAGGAUCUAACAUCUGCGUGGGACUACAGGGUGAAUUUGCCCUUUGCAAACAUAUAAAGGUCUCGGGCAAGGUCAAGGUACAUGAUGGAGAAUAUCAUAAACUUGCUUGCACACACACGGAACACUUUGAACAGCUACCAAACUUCAAACGUUACCGCCCAUUUAUUUUGUCCUUUCGCAGCCUCGGUGGCGUCUCUUCGGAGUACUCAAGAUCUUUUCCCUUGGUAAAGAUUGCUCCUGAACAAUACCCUGGAAUGCCGGCUUUGAAGUCGCGGCUAUUGAAACAACUAAAAGAAACACAUUAUGAUGGACUCUGUCACCACAGUUCGACUCAACUUGAAUCUAUUGUGUCGUCUUUACCAUCUGACAAAUGCGACUGUUUCCCAGCCGAGGGUCUACCUGUUCGGCAGCCCGAGCCUAUAACCUUGCGUUACUAUUGGUGUAAGAACCACGGUUACGAUUGUCGCCACUGCGGAGCACAUUACCUUUGGUAUUACGACAACAAUUGUGUCGUCCUUCGUGUUCAAAUUCCAUUUGGCAACAGUAAUGUUUACAACAUUGGCUGGCUUUCGAACAUUACAUUCCAUUCUGAUGAUUAUACUACUCAUCCCAUCUUGAACGAAAACACCAAGGGUAUUCUCUGGUGCACUGACCCGUCAUGUGGCACGGGCUGUGGAAAUCGUUGGCUGUUGAUGGUGGAGAUACUUGAAAGGCUUUCACUUCGUCAGCCUGGGGUAUACAAGAGCCUUCCUCCACGGGACCGCUCUUCUGCCGCCAAUUUGCCUUACACGCUUGAAUAUCAAGUUUUUCAGAACGCGGCAGGCUGGUUAACUCGACCAGAUAUGCUAUCACUUGAACUUUUAUUCCCAAGAGCGACAAAGUUUGUGUAG
This is a messenger RNA of Fusarium pseudograminearum CS3096, 1257 nucleotides long. RefSeq lists its product as uncharacterized. The coding region runs from base 1 to 1257 and encodes 418 amino acids. NCBI's taxonomy places the organism in Eukaryota, Fungi, Ascomycota, Sordariomycetes, Hypocreales, Nectriaceae. The transcript has a single exon. The record is from RefSeq and is a predicted model, not a curated record.